AUGGGUUCACAGUCGGCGCACACAGAUCUUUUACACAUUCCGAAACUAGGGGUCAUAGUGCUUCCUGGUCCAACACAACUACGAAGUCUCCGACGAGUACUCAAUCGACGGUACCGCGACGAGUUCGAGUCCUACGACCAGCUUUGCCUCAUUAACAAGCUCCACAUCAAGCACCAGCUCUACGACAAGCACCAGCUCUACGACAAGCACCAGCACAACGACAAGCACCAGCUCUACAACAAGCACCAGCACGACGACAAGCGCCAGCACGACGACAAGCGCCAGCACGACGACAAGCACCAGCACGACGACAAGCGCCAGCACGACGACAAGCACCAGCACGACGACAAGCGCCAGCACGACGACAAGCACCAGCACAACGACAAGCGCCAGCUCUACAACAAGCACCAGCACGACGACAAGCACCAGCACGACGACAAGCUCUACGACGACUACCAGCAGCCCGACGACCACUAG
Capronia epimyces CBS 606.96 is the source of this 477-nucleotide messenger RNA. RefSeq lists its product as uncharacterized. The record is from RefSeq and is a predicted model, not a curated record. Bases 1 to 477 code for a protein of 158 amino acids. Lineage: Eukaryota; Fungi; Ascomycota; Eurotiomycetes; Chaetothyriales; Herpotrichiellaceae. The transcript is spliced from 2 exons.